GGGUGUGAUUUGUGAGCCUUAUGGCCCAGACGUUAAUCUUUUAACCAUAUUUUACCCAUCCGAUAAAAAAAAAGGCAAAAAAAGAAUGAAUUUACCCUUUCUCUUUCGCAUGAUCGCUCUAUUGGCAGCGAAAAUCAGAUGAACAGAAUAAACAGUGUGGCUCCAUUGCCAAUUUCACAGAUGUCCGGCCCAUCUACACGGUCAGGGAGGCUGUCGUCCAUGAAGAAUGAACAACCAUCGAGGGCAAAAUGGACAACAUCACUUACCAAGGUGUUAGUUGAUUUGAUGGUUGAUCAGGUUCAUCAGAGGAUCAGUCAAAAGCUUUCAAUAGGGAACAAAUGGAAGUAUAUAUGUGAUGAGUUUUAUAGCAGAACUGGUUUGAGAUGGGAUAGAGAACAGCUCAAGUAUCGAUGUACAGUCUUGAAGAAGCUGUAUGUCACUGUGAAGUCACUUUUGGAUCAAGGUGAUUUCUGCUGGGAUGAAAACACUGGUGCUAUUACAGCCAAAGAUGAAGCAUGGGAUAUGUAUAUAAAGGAACAUCCUGAUGUUGAUACUUUGAGAGCAACUGGCUGUCCAAUCUAUAAACAAUUGUGCAUAAUAUUCUCAGAAUCUGGUAAAAGUCAAAACAGAAAUGGAUACGUUGAGAAGCAGGGAGGAGGGUUAGAUCCUGUGAGCAACAUUACAGAGGACUGCUCGACAGAAUCAGAAGGAGUGGCUUGUGCGGGGAAUGAGAAAGAGAAGUCUCCUCCAUGUGUAGAUAACCUUCAAUCAGUCAACCGGAAGAGAGGAAGGAAGGGGCUUGAGGAUUUGAUGGCGGAUGCUAUUUCCGAGAUGGCAGCUGCAUCAAGAAUGAGGGCAGAAACAAUUCAUCAACGCAGUCAGAGAUUUACCAUAUCCAAGUGUGUAACUGCUUUGGAUGAGUUGCAGGGCAUUGAUGAAAAGGUGUAUUUUGCUGCUCUUGAUCUUUUCAAUAAUCCAGUUGCAAGGGAAAUGUUUUUGUCACUUAAAGAUGAUAAGCGGUUGAUGUGGUUGCAAGGUAAGUGCAAACUAUCCCCCUAGUUCUUAGGAUUGGGUUAGCUUUGCUGAUAUACAUAAGGUUAGUAUUUAGCUGAAGCCUACACAUAACUACGGCACAUAGGAAUAAUUAACCAAUGGCUAGUGCUGUAGUGCUUGCCUCGAGGUCCAUGAUUUUCAUGGAUGUGAAUAGAUUUUAUUUUUCUUUUUCGAGGCUACUUUUUUAAUUGAAAAAUGAGUUACUGAUUUUGUUCAUAAUCCAAGGUAUCAAUUAGGCUAAUGAAGUAUAGAAGAUUGGAAGUUUUCUAUGACAGUUUGGAGUUAGAGUUCUCUCCUCCUGCAUAUUUUAUUACAAGCAUAGGGUGUACACCUUCAUUUUAUGUAAUGUCUUACAUUCAUAGCGAUAUGAAGUAGAUUAAGGUUCACUUAAUACAUUCAUAGUGAUAUGAAGUAUAUUAAGGUUCACUUAAUACAUUCAUAGUUAUAUGAAGUAGAUUUAAGGUUCACUUGAUUCAUCUGG
Molecule: messenger RNA, 1534 nt
Organism: Spinacia oleracea (spinach)
Lineage: Eukaryota; Viridiplantae; Streptophyta; Magnoliopsida; Caryophyllales; Amaranthaceae
Product: L10-interacting MYB domain-containing protein
Exons: 3
Coding region: 139-1059 (306 amino acids)
Source: RefSeq, a predicted model, not a curated record